AUGUCCAACGUACGAGCAUCAUCACCAUAUGGGACCCGUUCCCGGAACCGGGGCGCACGGGUGAACUACGCUGAAGACAAGGACAACGAAAUGGACUUUGAACUCUCAGCCAACUACAAUCCCACUCCCCCAACCAGCAAAGCCGCCGGGGAUGCGACUGCGAGCGGACCUUCAAGAAGACAGCCGGCGGCAGCUGCGGUACCAGCUACCGGCAAGGACUCGAAAGACGGGAAGGAUGCCGCGCAGACUGCCCCGCCGGCCACGACGACGACGACCAACUCUGCCGCUGGCAAGAAGAGGAAAGGUGGCGCUGCUGCAGCAGCAGCCGCCGCCCAGUUGGCCAUCUCCUCCAUGACGAAAGACGCCUCUUUAACGAAUAUGCUGAGCUUUGACCGCCCGCACCUCAAGGACGGGAGGUUGAUAUCUGACGAUGGGACUGUUUUCGAAGUUCAUGAUCACAUUUACCUCGUCUGCGAACCUCCCGGAGAGCCGUAUUACCUCGCCCGAAUCAUGGAAUUCUUGCACGCGAAUAACAACGCCUCCCAGCCGAUCGAUGCGAUCCGGGUCAACUGGUACUACCGUCCCAAGGACAUCAACAGAAAGGAUCCCGAUACACGCGUUCUGUUUGCCUCAAUGCACUCGGAUACCUGCCCUCUCUCGUCGAUCCGCGGCAAGUGCUACAUCAAGCACCGGUCGGAGAUACAGAACCUCGACGAGUUCCGCAAGUGUCGCGACAGCUUUUACUUUGAGCGCAUGUUCGACCGGUACAUCCAGCGCUAUUACGACGUGAUCCCCAGUACUUUUGUGCGCAAUGUGCCCGAGGCGAUACGCAAAGCAUUGGUCGAGCGAUGGAAAUAUCUUCUUGUGGAGCCUCAGCGCGGCAAGGAGCUGUGCAGCCAGAUGAAAGAAUGCAAGCGAUGCACCGGAUAUUGUGCGAGCGCCGAUUCGGUGCACUGCGCUGUGUGUGGCUCGACGUACCACAUGAACUGCGUGCGGCCGCCGUUGCUGAAGAAACCGAGUAGAGGAUUUGCGUGGGCUUGUGGACCCUGCAACCGAGCUCAGGAGCGAAAAUUGGAAGCGCGCAACACUCCGACGCUAACCACUCCGGGGGGCGACGUGGAAGAGGACGUCCUCGAUGACGAAGAAGACGAGCUGUCGCCGGGCACUGGAGUGGGAACCGAGACGCCUUCCGAGAGGGCGGCCACGGACGCAAAAACACAGGACCCGACACCGGAGCAACUGUCGUUUGCGCGGAUGUGGCAAAUGAGAUAUCUGGGACAGCAUUGCCAUGUGGAGGAUGCUCUGGAUUACGACGAUCGCAUCUACCCCCGCGCGGCAUCGCGACUAGGGUCCCGGCAUCAGGCUACGGUUCUGCCGUGGCCGGGGCGCCCGGUCGAGUACAUCAAGCCACCGGAAAAGAAAAAGACGAAGGGCGGCAGCAAGAGUAAACAGCAGGCCGAAGCCGAAGCGGCUGCACGAGAAAGGCGGCCGAAAUGGAUCAUGGAGGAGCCUCCCGGGUACAUUGAGCGCGGAAAAGACGACGGCACGACAUCGAUGUUACUGUUCAAAAUCCCUGUCGAUGGCCAUGACGACGACGCGGAGCGCCAACGCGGAGAUCUCAUCGCGACCAUCGACGCCUACCUCACGUCGACUAAGAGAAUCGCGGAUAAAAUGGGCAUGAAGCCGUACGCGACGAAUUUCGUGGACAAGGCAAUCGAGAUACUUUAUGCGAAUUCGUUCAACGAGAAGAAAUCGCUCGAGCUGCUCGCGAAAGUGCAGGCGGUCAGGGAUCUCAAGGAACCGCGCCUCAAGCCGGAUGAGGUCAAGCGCUUUGAGGAGGGUGUGGCUAAACACGGAAGCGAGCUGCAUGCAGUGACCAAACAUGUCAAGACGCGCAAAGAGGCCGAGAUCGUCCGAUACUACUACCAGUGGAAAAAGACGCCGAAAGGUCGCGAGAUAUGGGGCAACUACGAGGGCCGCAAGGGAAAGAAGGAAGCCAAGCUUAAGGACAAGGGCGUUGUCGUGUCCAAGCUGGUCGACGAUGUUGCCGACGACGAGGACGACUCCGCUUUCGACGUCGAGAAGGCGGGCGAGAAGAAGCGCGGGUUCGAGUGCAAAUUCUGCAGCACCAGGCACAGUCGGCAGUGGCGGCGCGCGCCCGGUGUCGCGCCGGGCACAGUCAUCACAGUCGAGAAGGGCAGCGGCUCGAAACGGAAGAAUGCUGAGCCCAGUCAGUACGUCAGUGCGCUCUGUCGGAGAUGCGCCGAACUCUGGAGACGAUAUGGCAUCAGGUGGGAGGAUCCCGACGAGGUUCAGAAGAAGAUGAGCCAGGGUGGUGGACGGGCAUGGAAGAAGAGGAUAGACGAGGAGCUGUUGAAGGAGCUCACUGCCGCACAGCACGAUGCACAGGCAGAGGCUGUCGCUCUCGCUGCGUCCACGACGGCAUCUGCUACCCCGCAACCUCCUUCCAGUGGUACUGUGACCCCCGAGGGGCCUCCCAAGAAGAAAGUCAAGACCGAAACCAACGGUCAGCCGACGAAGAAAGAGAAGGCUAAAGCUCGGGCCAAGGAGAAGGAGAGAGAAAGGGAGGAGCUUCUCGAAAAGGGCAAGGAGAAGGAGAGGGAAGAAGUGCUCAAGGAGAGAGAGAAGAUGCUGGAAAAGCUCAAGGAACCACCACCUCCGCCGCCGGAACCACCCAAACCCAAGAUCGCCGAAUGCGGGGUCUGUAAAGACAUCGAGGAGAUCGGAAGGCAGCAUGCCAUCUGCCGGGAUUGUAAGAUGAUAGUCCACAAACGGUGCUAUGGUGUCGGAGAGAUGAGGAGCGCCAACAAGUGGGUCUGUGAAAUGUGCACGAACGACAAGAACCCGACCGUGUCGACGAAUUACGAAUGUGUUCUCUGCCCUGAACAUCAAGAUCCCGACGCGGAACCGGAAAAGAAUAACCCCUACCACAAGAGCUCCUACAAGAAGAAGGCUGCCCAGGAAAAGGUGACCAAGGAGUCUCCGGAACUCGAUGGUCGCAAAGUCAAAGAGGCGGACAAGCACAAGCCUCAGGCUCCACGUGAACCGUUGAAGAAGACUUCCGGAAACUACUGGGCUCACGUGAUAUGCGCCGUAUGGACCCCGGAGGUCAAGUUUUCUGAUCCGAAGACCAUGCGUGUCGUCGAAGGCAUCGGUACGAUUCCGACACCGCGAUACCAGCAGGAGUGCAAGGUGUGCAAGGUGAAUUCCGGUGCGACCAUCCAGUGUACCGCAUGCCAUGCGAACGUGCAUAUCAACUGCGCAAAUACAUCUGGAUGGAGAAUAGGGUUCGACAUCCAACCGGUGAAGGGCUCCAAGAAAGAUUCCCCCAAUGUCGUCAAACUCGGCGGCGAGACGGGCCUGAUGACCGCCUGCCUCUGGUGUCCCGAGCACGAGAUCAAAACGAGGAUUCAUCGCAUCAAUGAGAUCGCCGAGGGGACUGAUUUGACUGUGCUGGAGCUCUUCUUGCAGACUUACAAGCAGGCAGACCUAUCCCUGACCGGAACCGUUCGCAAGGCCAACCUGGUGUCGAUAACGUCAAAGACAACCCCAUCGAAUCGCCGAAACAGUUUGGUCGCUUCCGGGAAGGAAGGCGCCGAUUCGACGAGCCCGGUUAUCAUCAAAGAUGGCGAAGAGGAGAAGAUCGACAAGCCAAAGAAGUGCAUACAAUGCCAGGUGGAUGUCAGCCCGCUGUGGUGGAAGGUUCCAUUGCCGGCGACAAAUGGUGCUUCCCCGGAACCGCUAACGAACGGCAACGUCAACGGCAACGUCAAAGACAACGACAACGUCAGCCCCGCCCCAACGAAACCACAGGCAAAGGGAUUGAUGUGCAAUCGCUGUCACACGAAGGACAAAGAGGCUCCACCAUUGGCAUUUCUCAAGCCGAACGGUGCAGCAAGGGCUCCCGAAUCCAAGUUCACGCCUCUGCCGCCAUUGCAUGUGUUCCUGGCUCAACAGCACCAAGUCGCGGCGCACCGACAACAGCAGCUGGCCCAACAACAGGCGCCGCCGCCUGUACCCGUUCAAGCGCCACCACCACCAGCUCCUCCUCCGCCUCCGCCUCCGCCGGUUAUGAGAUUGCCCGACCCACAGCCGCGGCCACCACCUCACGCAUACAUGGCACCGAUCCCGCAGCCACCCAUGCCUCCGCACGGAAUGGUGCACGAGCCUCACUUACACCAGCCUCACUCACACCAGCCACCACCUCCUAUGCCGGUGCACCACAUGUCACGGGUUCCCCCGCUCGUUCAUGGACCCCACUCACACCACCCUCAUAACCCUCCUCAUCAUUCUCACAGUCCCCAGUCCAACCACAAUACCCUCAACAGCCCCCAUAACCACAAUGGCCACCCCAGCCAUCCCGGCCACUCCAACCAAAAUGGUCAUCCUAUGCAUAACGGCUACCCAAGUCACAAUGGCCACCUGAACCAAAAUGGACACACGAACCAUCACAGCCAGCCAAACCACAUACACCAUAGCUCGCCGCAGGGUCAUAACGCCAUGCCAAAUCGACAAUCGCACAUGGUGUCGCAAGCGCCUCUGCAUCUGAACCCCCCUCAUGGGCAUAUUCCACCGCGUCACCCUUCACAUCCUCAUUCAUCGCCGCCACCGGUGAUGUCGAUGCACCAACAGAUGGGGAUACACAGGGUGAACUCGACGGGACAUGUGCCGACCAUGAUGCAGCCGCAUGGGCCGUCACUGCCGCAGAUUGUCCAUCAACAUCAUCUACCACCGCCGCAGCCGCCGCCACAGGAGGAGCCGCGAAGAGUGCUGAGUGGAGCAUCUGGGAGUCCGGCGCUAGCAAACCUUCUGAGCUAA
Tricharina praecox is the source of this 4839-nucleotide messenger RNA. RefSeq names its product putative PHD finger and BAH domain protein. Gene Ontology annotation, molecular function: ubiquitin-protein transferase activity; chromatin binding. Gene Ontology annotation, cellular component: Lid2 complex. NCBI's taxonomy places the organism in Eukaryota, Fungi, Ascomycota, Pezizomycetes, Pezizales, Pyronemataceae. The record is from RefSeq and is a predicted model, not a curated record. The transcript is spliced from 8 exons. Gene Ontology annotation, biological process: histone catabolic process. The coding region runs from base 1 to 4839 and encodes 1612 amino acids.